Molecule: messenger RNA, 1431 nt
Organism: Macrosiphum euphorbiae (potato aphid)
Lineage: Eukaryota; Metazoa; Arthropoda; Insecta; Hemiptera; Aphididae
Source: the annotation of a GenBank genome assembly
AUGGUACCAUGGUCGCCCGCGUUUCACUACAACAGUUUUCACCGACAGCGCUCUCCUUACAUACGCUUACUAUGGGAACAUUUUCCACCCGGCCGUGAUCGUCUAGUGGUUAGGACCUUGCGUUGUGGCCGCAAUAACCCAGGUUCGAAUCCUGGUCACGGCACAAAAUCUUUUUGCACAAAUAUCCCGGAAAAACGAACGGAAAACUAUCUCGACGUGUACCCCCGCACCGUCUUCGUCGCCAUCACCAUUGUUGUUGCGUUACGGUUUUCCGACGGUCACGCCGCUUGUUCUUCACUUCAAUACAAAGUGAAUUGUGACAAUGACUACAUGACCGUCGAUGUUAAGAAAACCGAUGACAUUAAAAGCAUUUAUUUGAACCAAAUGAAAUUUUAUCCAGAGCUCGCUUGCCAACCGGUUUUCGAAAAAAACCUCAUUCAGUUCAAACUGUCUCUACAAGACGUGUUCAAAUGCGGACUGACUAAAGUGACCAAUCAAGGAACCGGUACAGUCACGUACUAUCAUCAGAUAGUCAUAGAGAAAGACGGUGGUAAAAACUACGAGCACAAGUCUUUCGUAAAUGUGAAGUGCUGGUUUUCAGGAAACAAAAAUCACACAGUGGCCAAGAGGAAUGUGCUACCUGCCGGAUUCCAAGAGCCAGAGGACUUGGAGAUCACUACUUCGUUGACGGAAAACGCUCCGGUUCCCAUGCUUAAGGUUGGCGUGCGACAGGGCGGUAGUAUCGUUAACGGCGAGCUCAACGUCAACCCAGGCACACCGUUGCAAAUGGAAAUAUACCUGGACAAAGACAGUGCCCCGAUCUAUGGGCUGCUGGUGAGCUACAUGCAAGUGACGGACACCAAAGCGCAAGAGGAAACGAUCAUAUUCAACGGCUGUUCGGUGGAUCCAUAUUUGUUCGAAAACUUUAAUACGGUGGACGGCGAUUUUUUGACCGCUAAAUUCAGGGCGUUCAAGUUCCCCGAGUCAACGUACGUGCAGUUCAAAGGCACCGUUAACGUCUGUUUAGACAAGUGCAGAGGGGUGGAUUGUAGCAACGGCAAAGUUGGUUUCGGAAGGAAGAGGCGAGAAAUCAGUGGUAUUCCACCUGACCCGAAUAAGGUGUUUGAAGUGGCCAUGACCACUUUCAUUAAAGUGGAUUACAAGAGUGAAAUGGCCCGAGAAAAAGUGAAAUUGGAAAUCGACACGACCGCGGACGAACGGAACCAGACCAACUCAAACUCGCUGGACAUGAGGCCCAAGGGUGGCGCCAGGAACGCGGACGGCACUGACCACAUGCGAGUGGACACCGAGGAAAUCCGAGAGGAGCUCAAGUACACGCUGCUGGAGACAAACGCCGGCCACACUCUGGCACCGCACGCCGUGGCCGUGGUGGCCGCGGUGGCCGCGCUGCUGCUGGUGGCCAUCGAUUGA